AUUUCAAUGGGGCAGAUGCUACAAGAUUUUGGAAAAUUUCUGGGCAUGUUUCUUCUUGUCUUGUUCUCUUUCACAAUUGGAUUGACACAACUUUAUGAUAAAGGAUUUACUGUAAAUGAAGAGAAGGACUGUGCGGGGAUUUUCUGCGAGCAGCAGAGCAAUGACACAUUCCAUUCGUUUAUUGGCACAUGUUUUGCUCUGUUCUGGUAUAUAUUCUCCCUGGCGCACGUAGCGAUCUUUGUCACGCGUUUUAGCUAUGGUGAAGAAUUGCAGUCUUUUGUGGGUGCUGUUAUUGUUGGUACCUACAAUGUGGUGGUUGUGAUCGUAUUAACAAAACUCCUUGUGGCAAUGCUUCAUAAAAGUUUUCAGCUGAUAGCAAAUCAUGAAGAUAAGGAAUGGAAGUUUGCUCGUGCCAAGCUUUGGCUUAGCUACUUUGAUGACAAAUGCACGCUACCUCCACCUUUCAAUGUUAUUCCCUCUCCCAAGACUAUCUGUUAUCUUUUCAACAGUCUCAGUAAAUGGAUUUGCUCUCAUACAUCAAGUGGCAAAGUGAAACGUCAGAACAGCCUAAAGGAAUGGAGAAAUCUGAAGCAAAAAAGAGAUGAGAAUUAUCAAAAGGUGAUGUGUUGCUUAGUCCACCGUUACUUGACUUCCAUGAGACAGAAGAUGCAAAGCACAGAUCAGGCAACUGUGGAAAACCUAAAUGAGCUGCGGCAAGACUUGUCAAAAUUCCGAAAUGAAAUGAGGGACCUGCUUGGCUUUCGAACUUCUAAAUAUGCUAUGUUUUAUCCAAGAAACUAAGGCCUAACUUUUAAACAGAAGUGUGUGCUGUUAGAUACCUGUGGGUGAAAGUGUUGACCUAAUUCUGAUGCCAGACCAAAUAGAAAACAAGAUUAUUGCACAAUAAUACAUUUGAAAAUGCAUUUGCAUGAGUUGCAGCUAGAUGGUGGACAUAAAUGCAAAUCCAGAUCUAGUAAUUUUCUCAAGCUCUUAAUCUUGGUGUGUAUAUAAAUUUGUAUAUAGGAAUUUUUUAAUGUUUCUCAGACCGUGGCUGUCAGGUGUCAGAGCUUCGUAACUAGCACAAUGUGUUUAUUUCUUCUAUUUUUGCUGUUUGUUCCUUUUGAUACUUGUUUUCCAAGCUGUGGGAGAAGAUAGGCUUUUUAAAAAAAAAUCCAGCCUAUGUUUAUUUUUAAUAGAAAAGUGAUAUAUAGAAUAAUAGACAAUUUCCAGCACAGCUGGAAAUUAUGUUUGACU
This is a messenger RNA of Eurypyga helias (sunbittern), 1254 nucleotides long. Its product is annotated as short transient receptor potential channel 1. The record is from RefSeq and is a predicted model, not a curated record. Gene Ontology annotation, molecular function: store-operated calcium channel activity; inositol 1,4,5 trisphosphate binding. The transcript is spliced from 4 exons. NCBI's taxonomy places the organism in Eukaryota, Metazoa, Chordata, Aves, Eurypygiformes, Eurypygidae. Gene Ontology annotation, cellular component: membrane; cation channel complex. Gene Ontology annotation, biological process: regulation of cytosolic calcium ion concentration; calcium ion transmembrane transport; manganese ion transport. The annotation marks the transcript as partial.